Contarinia nasturtii (swede midge) is the source of this 4624-nucleotide messenger RNA. It is a transcript of the gene Pi3K92E, whose product is annotated as phosphatidylinositol 4,5-bisphosphate 3-kinase catalytic subunit beta isoform. Bases 1087 to 4320 code for a protein of 1077 amino acids. The transcript has 11 exons. Gene Ontology annotation, cellular component: cytoplasm; plasma membrane; phosphatidylinositol 3-kinase complex. Gene Ontology annotation, molecular function: 1-phosphatidylinositol-4-phosphate 3-kinase activity; 1-phosphatidylinositol-3-kinase activity. NCBI's taxonomy places the organism in Eukaryota, Metazoa, Arthropoda, Insecta, Diptera, Cecidomyiidae. Gene Ontology annotation, biological process: phosphatidylinositol 3-kinase/protein kinase B signal transduction; cell migration; phosphatidylinositol-3-phosphate biosynthetic process. The record is from RefSeq and is a predicted model, not a curated record.
UUAUUCAUUCGGAUAUGGUACCUUAGCAAUCUGUCAGCAAAAGACGUUUGACGCGUGCUUUUAAACGCUGCGUUUAAUUUUUCUUAAACAGUGGAAAUGUUUCGACCUAUGGGUUGGUAUACAUUUCUGGCUGUCAUAUUGUUUUCGAUCUUUUUUUCCUGCGAUACCAUCACAUAAAAGAGACGUAUACAACAAACCCGUCUAGACUGAGAAAAAAAUUAAAUAAUAAAAGAAAUCUUUUCGUUGGGGCUGAUAUGAUUUGUAUAAAAACAUUAAACAGGAUAUACUAGAUAUUAACAUACAGUUUGGUGUUUAGUGAACAAAGUGUCACUCAAAAUUGUUAUUUUGUUCACUUAUGUGUAUGUGGAUUAAAAAUUUGUGUACAAAAACAACCGAAAUCCUUUAUUUCACAAAUUAAAUUGUACAAUAAAGUAGUAAUAUAUCCAAGACUCUAUAGCGAAAGUGAUUUUUGAAAGAAAAAAAACAGCUCAAACAUCCAAAUGGAAUUUCCGACGUUUCUACGAACGAUCAAAUUUUAGGCGAUUCUGUUUUGUUUAUUUAUUAUAUACACGUUGGGCAAUUCAAUUUUAUUGCAAAAAUAUUGUACCAAUUAUGCGAUAUGAUCCAAUUUAUUGAAAAUAUUCCAAAAAAGUGAUUUAAUGAAGGCUGGUGGGUGAAUCACUGGUCAUAAUAUUGUACAUGCCCACAAAAACGUGUUGAUAUGCCUGAAUUAAAACAAAUGGUUUUUAAUCAGAUUUUUUCAUAAUUGUAGGAGAGAGUACAUCUACAAAUUUACACAGCUAUUUGCACAAUUUCUUUUAUAAACGUAUCGUCAUUUAAUCGAUUAAUUACAAAAACAAAAUAGAAAUAAAAAGUUUAAAACGAAAUAGGAAAUAUGGUUGAAUCAAAUGGAUAAUCAAAAGAAAAAGAUAUCAAUUCCUUUACAAUAUUGAUUCGAUUAUUACAAGGAAACGUGCGACGAUAAUAAAUAUAAAAAUAAGCGCUUCGACAACAUUUUCAUUUCAUUCUGAAUUAUUAGAAGAAUUGGAUAAAAAAAAAACAAAAUACUAGUUACCUUUAAAAAAAAUGCCGCCUGAACAUCAUCCAUUUGUGCCGUAUGAUUUUUGGCAGACAGAUCCACCGGAUAUAGUAGAUAUAUCGUGCCUAAUGCCAAAUGGUAUUAUCAUAGUGAUGAAAGUAUCACAAAAUGCAACGUUUGAAGAAAUUAAAGAAGAGCUAUGGGAAAAUGCUCAACGUUAUCCGCUAUAUGGUUUUUUACACGAUAAAUCAGAGUAUGUCAUCACUGUGAUAUGUGGAACACAUUUCGGUAAAAAUGGCAAAGCUGAAGAAAUCCACAACGAGACGAUUCGCUUGUGUGAUGUUCAACCAUACUUCUGUUUGCUGAAAAUAGUCGAGAAAAAUAAAUCGACCGAUAACCCGCUAGAAAAAGACAUAUCACAUUUGAUUGGAAAGCCCGUGGAAGAAUUCAAGAAUUUAAACAAUCCCGAAGUGAAUGAUUUUCGUUAUAAAAUGGGUGUAAUUGCGGAACAAGUAUCAGAAGAGCGUAAAAGAAUGAAUUGGUUACAACGUUUAAAGUAUCAAUACCCGCCUCGAUUGGCCACAAAUAUUAACAUACCGCAAUCGGUUCGUGGCCGAUUCAACAAUGACAAAUUUAUGAUUGUUUCACGAUCAGAAAACGAUGCGAAUUCAUCAUUUACACAUGAAAUCCCGUACCACUUAUCGCCAACACUAAUUCUUAAGAAAAUUUUAACGAAAAUGUCACACACCACCAAUCAGCCGCAACACAACUAUGAUGAUUAUAUUUUGAAAAUUUGUGGACAGGAUGAAUACAUAUUUGGUGAUAGUCAAAUUAUUCAAUUUUUGCAUGUACAAGAUGUUCUAUCUGCAAAUGGGAUACCAAGUUUUGUCAUUCAGGCUAAACAAAAUGUCAAUAUGUUCAAGAAAAGUAUUUACGAAACAACCUUACCAAGAUUGGAUGAUCGUAAAGGCAAUGAUAGUAAAGCUCGAUUGGGCACAUCAACGUGCACAUUGAAGAAAAAACAAAAGCAUACAUCGUCGUGGGACAUCAAGCAACAGUUGCAAAUUUGCAUACACGCAAUCAAAGGACUUAAUUGUGAUACAAACAAAGCUGUCGAAGUGGGUAUACAGGCUGGUCUAUUUCAUGGCGGUAAGUCGCUGUGCGAACCACAAAAAACUAGUCCGAUCCCAUUACCAACCGAUGGAUGCGCUCAAUGGGAAGAAGUCUUAAAAUUUGAUAUUAUGGUGUAUAAUGUGCCACGAAUGGCACGCCUCUGUUUAGUCGUUUAUGAAAUCGUUAAAAACUCAAAAGGUAGUAGCAAUAGCAGUGGAACAACUAGACGACGUACAAAAGAUAAAAUGUUUAGCAUGAAUCCAAUAGCAUGGGUGAAUACAACCGUUUUCGAUUAUAAGAAUCAGCUUAAAACCGGUGCCAUGACAUUAUACACAUGGACCUACGCAGAAGAUUCUCAAUCAGAAGACUGGCUUCAUCCACUUGGUACGGUCGAAUCAAAUCCAAGAACCGAUGAACGCGCUGCCAUUAUGUUAAGCAUUUACAAUUAUAAUAUCGAAAAUGUAAUCGUUUAUCCAGAUGAAGAUAGAAUAAUAGAUUAUGCCAAGGAGUUGGAGAAAACCAAAAAUUUUAAUCGUGAUAGUGCCCAAGAUAUUAGAAGUAUUAACGAAAUAAUGUCACCAUAUUUAAAUAAUGAUAAGAUUCAAGAAAUGCAUGACCAAGAUAGAAAUGCUAUUUGGGCCAAAAGAAAUGAGGUACAAGAUUUUCUACCUGCUGGAUUGCCUUGUUUAUUGCACUGUGUUGAGUGGAAUGACCGAGAUGAAGUGUCUGAAAUGCGCCGUUUAUUAACCAAAUGGAAAUCCCUGAGUGAGGAACGAGCGUUGGAGCUACUUGACUAUGCAUACGCUGAUUCGAGCGUUCGCAGUUUUGCAGUCAAGUGUUUAAAAAUGUUAAAACUUACCGACGACGAUUUACUUCUCUAUUUAUUACAAUUGGUUCAAGCUAUGAAGCACGAGUCCUAUUUUCAAUGUGAUUUAGUUGAAUUUCUUUUGGAUCGUGCACUACAAAAUCAUCGAAUUGGCCAUCAUUUCUUUUGGCAUUUACGUUCAGAAAUGUUAGUUCCAUCAGUUCAAGUGCGGUUUGGUAUAAUUUUAGAAGCUUAUCUAAAAGGAAGCCAAGAGCAUAUAUCGAUUCUUCUCAAGCAAAUCAGUUGUUUGGAUGAGCUGAAAAAGGUUUCGGAACAAGCAAAAAAAUUCAAUAAAGAUAAAGGUCGAGCGGUUUUACAACAACAUUUGAAUAACUCAUUUAUUAAGCAAAAAAUUGAAGAUGUUUUGAGUCCAUUAAAUCCGAGCUUUCGAUGUCGAUCGAUUAAAAUUGACAAAUGUAAAGUAAUGGACUCAAAAAUGCGGCCACUAUGGAUCGUAUUUGAAAAUUCAGAUAUGCAUGGAGAUGAUAUUUGUGUGAUCUUCAAAAACGGUGAUGAUUUGAGACAAGAUAUGUUAACAUUGCAAAUGCUUCGUGUAAUGGACAAAAUAUGGAAAAGCCAUGGCUAUGAUUUUCGAAUGAAUCCAUAUAGUUGCGUUAGUACAGAGCAUCGAUUGGGCAUGAUAGAAAUUGUUUCAAAUGCAGAAACAAUUGCGAACAUACAAAAAGAACGUGGAAUGUUUUCAGCAACAUCGCCGUUCAAGAAGGGUUCAUUGUACGCGUGGCUUAAAGAUCAUAAUCCCGAUGAUUUAGAUAAAGCGAUCCGUGAAUUUACGCUCAGCUGUGCUGGAUAUUGUGUUGCUACCUAUGUAUUAGGAGUUGCUGAUCGUCACUCGGAUAAUAUUAUGGUGAAAAAAACGGGACAGUUAUUUCAUAUCGAUUUUGGACAUAUACUGGGCCAUUUUAAAGAAAAAUUUGGCAUACGAAGGGAACGUGUUCCGUUUGUACUAACGCAUGACUUUGUCUAUAUCAUAAAUAAAGGAAAAACUGAUCGCGAAACAGAAGAAUUUAAAACAUUCAAGCAAUUGUGUGAGACUGCAUUUUUACUAUUGCGCAGUCAUGGCUGUUUAAUUCUAUCACUAUUUUCAAUGAUGAUCUCGACUGGUUUGCCUGAACUGUCAUCGGAAAAAGAUUUAAAUUACUUACGUGACACACUGGUAUUGGAUAUGUCUGAGGAGGAAGCUCGUGAUCAUUUUCGACAAAAAUUCAGUGAGGCAUUGCUUAAUUCAUGGAAAACAUCACUAAACUGGGCAUCACACAAUUUCUCCAAGAAUAACAAACAGUGACAGUAGUGUAGUUGUACCAGUUUCAUCCAUACCGGUUUUUGCAUGGUAUCUAUGAAACAGGUACAACUAUCGUUAUUUCUCUCUCUUUCUCUCUCUCUUUCUUGCUCUUUCUCUUUCCUUUUCUUUCACUUGCUCCCUUUUUCUCUCUCUUUCGCUGUUGUUUUCUUAAGUCUUAAGUAAUUUAAAUUAUUUAUCAUUCCUUUUUUACUUCGAUCAGAAAUAGAAAUCUUUAAAUAACAAUCUCGAUAUUCACUUGAAAGCAAAUAAAAACACGUAUAUUCAUUUAGAAGAAGGUACAACUUUA